ACAUGCAACCAAUCAUAAUUAAUUUCAAAUUCAAAUUAAAUUUCAUCACUAUAUAGGGGUAUGAUUGAUGCCUCAUAAUUAUUAUCGUAAACAUUAACGAGGGCCAAUUGUAGUUAAUUAAUUAGUAAGAAACAUAAUGAAGAUUUGUGGCAAAUUUGUGUUGCUGUUGUUAGUGAUUCUUGUAACGGUUUUUGAGAAACGAGCACUAGCGAAGAAACACGUCGUCGGAGGAAGCCAAGGCUGGGAUGAAUCCACAGAUUUCGAUUCGUGGGCAUCUGCUCAAACAUUCAAUGUUGGAGAUGAACUAGAGUUUAAGUACACUCCGGGAUUGCACAGUGUGGUUGAGCUGGGAAGUGAAAGCGCACUUAAGAGUUGCGACGUCGGCAGUUCGUUGAACUCGUUGAGCUCCGGUAGUGACACAAUCAAGCUAAGCAAGGCCGGUACGCGAUACUUCGCUUGUGGUACAUCGGGUCAUUGCGGGCAGGGUAUGAAGGUUAAGAUCACGACCGUAGCUGCGGAUUCAUCCUCCUCCUCCUCCUCCACCACCACCACAUCUCCGCCGGGAGCCGCUCAUUCUGUUUCUGCGUCUUCCGACCGAUUUCAGUUUCUCGGUUUAUUUGCCUCGAUUGCUUCGUUCGUGGCGUCCGCUGUGCUUUUCGUCUAGGCUAUAACCGUUUUUUAUACUGUGGUUGUUAUUUUCUGAAAUGCCACUUUUAUAUGUGUGUUGAUUCAACAUUUUGUUUGGCUUGUUAUAUACUAAUGAGUUAGGAGUUAGUUGUGAGGAAUCGAAUAGCUUUUGCACGUGUCUAAUUUUUUUUUUUUUUUUAAUAAAAUCCUAGUCAUCAUGACUCAUGAGUUACUUGUGAUCCUUGAAUAAGAAAGAUUCCAACUAUACCCUUUUCA
This is a messenger RNA of Erythranthe guttata (spotted monkey flower), 903 nucleotides long. Its product is annotated as Cupredoxin superfamily protein. Gene Ontology annotation, cellular component: plasma membrane. Lineage: Eukaryota; Viridiplantae; Streptophyta; Magnoliopsida; Lamiales; Phrymaceae. The record is from RefSeq and is a predicted model, not a curated record. Gene Ontology annotation, molecular function: electron transfer activity.